CCCGAGCGGCGCGGCCGCCGCUCCCGGUCCCGGUCCCGCGAGCGCGGCGGCCCCAAGCGCGCGGGCCCGCGGCGGAGCCGCAGCUGGUCGCGCUCCCGCGAGCGCAGCCCCGGCGGGCCGCGCGCCGCCGCCCACCACGGCCACCACCACGGCGGCAAGGCCUGGCCCGACUACUACGAGAAGGAGAAGGAGGAGAUCCUGCGGCAGAGGAGGCUGAACGAGAGGGAGAGGAUCGGAGAGCUCGGGGCGCCCGAGGUCUGGGGGCUCUCGCCAAAGGUUCCUGACCCGGAUUCUGAUGAACAUACUCCUGUAGAAGAUGAAGAGGCAAAAUCUAAGAGUAGUUCUUCGGAUUCCAGUUCAGAAGAAGAGAAAAAGAAGAAGAAGAAGAAAAGAAAGAAGAAAAAGCAAAAGGCAUCCAAAAGAAAACGCAGAAAACAUUCUGAGGACAGUGACAGUGAGUCGGAGUCAGACUCUAGUGAAGAAGAUAAGAAGAAAAGCAAAAAGAAGAAAAGGAAGCACAGAAAAAAGAAGUAUAAGAAAAAGAAAAAUAAAAAGAGCAGGAAGGAAUCUAGUGAUUCAAGUAGUGAAGAUUCUGAUGAUGAAACAUUUCAAGGAGAAGAUCUCUGGAUUGAGAGAUCAAAAAAUACAGAAGCUGAUAGCCUCAUUGGCCCAGAAGCUCCUAAAACACAUGCGUCCCAAGAUGACAGACCUCUUAACUAUGGACAUGCCCUGCUGCCUGGUGAAGGCGCAGCAAUGGCAGAGUAUGUAAAAGCAGGGAAACGUAUACCCCGGAGAGGUGAAAUCGGUUUGACCAGUGAAGAGAUUGCAUCGUUUGAGAGCUCUGGCUAUGUAAUGAGCGGUAGCAGACAUCGCCGAAUGGAAGCUGUGCGUCUGCGUAAAGAGAACCAGAUUUACAGCGCAGAUGAGAAGAGAGCUCUGGCAUCCUUCAACCAGGAGGAGAGAAGGAAACGAGAGAAUAAGAUCCUUGCCAGCUUUCGAGAGAUGGUCUAUAGGAAGACUAAGGGCAAAGAAGACAAAUAAUUAUUUUUUGAACUAUACAGCUUGGAUUCUAGCAAGGAGCAGCUAACCUGUUCCAGUCGUGAUUUGAAAACAGCUGCAAGUGCUGCAGUGCCUUUCACCCAAUGGGGCC
This is a messenger RNA of Rhea pennata, 1150 nucleotides long. RefSeq names its product NFKB activating protein (gene NKAP). Lineage: Eukaryota; Metazoa; Chordata; Aves; Rheiformes; Rheidae. The transcript has 9 exons. The annotation marks the transcript as partial. Gene Ontology annotation, cellular component: nucleus. Gene Ontology annotation, biological process: regulation of gene expression. Gene Ontology annotation, molecular function: chromatin binding. The record is from RefSeq and is a predicted model, not a curated record.